AGUAUUUGCAUACAUCUCGCAGCAUCAAGAUGGCAAUAAGUUUGACGCUAUUUCCUCACAAGUUUCUUCCAAAGGUUCGACUAAACUUAGUUCUAGCGCUUUUUGGACUGCUUGUAGGCGGCAUAAUCCUUACCUACACAUACCAACGAGACGUGGAAAAGGAGACGACAUAUUUCAUAUGGAAACAAGCGAAGCUACAGUCCAUUAGUAAAAAUGUUCCCAGACCGCUCAAAGAUGUGUUGCUGACGGAACCUAAACCAAAACCCGGACGUACUAUAUUUUUUCUCGAGACUUCGCGCACUGUCAGGCCAAAACCUGAGAUGAUAAACAACAUGUUACAGCUGACGGCGCGUCAGGCUUGCGCAAUUGAGUCAGCGGCGUUGCAUAAUCCCAAUUUCGAGGUGUUUGUCCUGUUCGCUGGUCCCACCUAUCGUUACCACGAGAACAGCAGCCAGCACCAGCAGCCUAUCAUCGAUGCAAUUCUAAGCUAUAAAAAUGUGCAGCUUCGUCAAUUAAAUCUUAGACGUUAUGUGACCGGUACACCUAUUGAGGAUUGGGUAAAAUAUGGGGAACUGUUUAGCUCCAGAUUUCCGAUUCAUCACGUAUCUGAUCUACUGCGGCUGAUAACCCUUUAUCGUUAUGGUGGCAUCUAUUUGGACAUGGACGUGGUGCUAUUGCGUAGCAUGGAGGAUGUGCCCCUGAACUAUGCCGGUGUCGAGUCUUUUACUCACGUUGCCAAUGGGGUCUUAAGCAUGGCGCCAACUGGUUUUGGGCAUAAGUUUGCUGAAUCUUGUCUACUUGAUUUUCAACAGCAAUUCGAUGGUGAUGCCUGGGGUCACAAUGGACCUGGUGUCAUCACACGCGUAGCACAGAGGAUAUGCGGCACCGCGAAUAUCUCACUGUUGUUGGAGGAUCGCACACGUUGUCAGGGUUUCAAUGUGUUCAAUCAUACUGCGUUUUAUGCAGUUUCCUAUAGAAAUUGGCGCCACUUCUUUCAGCCGCAAUAUUUGCAGCAGACGCUUGCACGCACCAAGGACUCAUACUUAGUGCACGUGUGGAAUCAGAUCUCCAAAUUAUUUCACAUAAAAGUCGGCUCGCGAACUGCCUAUGGCAUGUAUGCAGAAAAAAAUUGUCCUCGGGCGUAUGCUGCAGCGGGUAAAUAUUUGUAGGGAGAUUUUUUUUUAACAGCUUAAGAGAAAUUUGUAAACAAUUAAAGUGCGAUUUUUUCCAGCGAAAUACAAAAGCUGAUCCAUAAA
This is a messenger RNA of Drosophila virilis, 1256 nucleotides long. RefSeq names its product lactosylceramide 4-alpha-galactosyltransferase. The record is from RefSeq and is a predicted model, not a curated record. Gene Ontology annotation, molecular function: alpha-1,4-N-acetylgalactosaminyltransferase activity. Gene Ontology annotation, biological process: glycosphingolipid biosynthetic process. Lineage: Eukaryota; Metazoa; Arthropoda; Insecta; Diptera; Drosophilidae.